AUACUAUUCAUUUUUUUCAAGUACAAUAAUCUACAAUGACUUCGUUUUCUGACUUUAACAAAUGGACCACUGCUGGAGAGGUCGCUAAAGCUUUCGGUGACAACCUUCACGGCCGAAAUGUCAUUAUCACUGGUGUCAACCCUGUAGGCAUUGGCUUUGCCAUUGCUGAAGCCGUUGCUUCACAAGAGCCGGCUCUUGUUGUCAUGACAUAUCGCUCGAAAACCAAAAGUGACGAGGUCAUUGAAAAGCUUCGCGCGAAGUAUCCCAAUGUACACUAUCGUCCUCUAGAGAUGGAUCUGUCCUCACAGAUGUCCAUCCGAGCUGCGGCCAAGCAAGUCAACGAGUGGCCUGAGAACAUUGACCUGCUCUUCAAUAACGCUGGUGUUAUGUCUGUACAGGAGCGCACCUUGAUCGACGGAGUCGAUGUUCACUUCGCGACCAACCACCUGGGUCACUUUUUGUUUACGAAUCUGAUCCUUCACAAGCUUCAGAGAUCCGCAAAAACAUCUCCUGCAGGUUCUACUAGAGUCGUUAACGUCAGCGGUGGAUGGCACGCCUUAUCUCCCGUACGAUUCGAUGAUCUGAAUUUUGAGGGUAAGCCCUUGCCCGCGGAUCAGCAACCCAAUACGGAACUACUCAAGAAAUUUGGAUUCAACGCAACGGAAGGCUACAGCCCGGAAAUUGCAUAUGCUCAGAGCAAGACGAGUAACAUCUUGUUCUCCCUUUACCUCACUCAGCACUUAGCCGAACAGGGCAUUCUAUCUUUCGCUAUCUGUCCAGGUGGAGUAAUGACAGAUAUCGGCCGACACUAUCACGAAGAACGCGCCAAAGAAAUCUAUGCCUCGGGAAUUCUUGACAAGACACAAGACCAAGGCGCCGCUCCAGCCCUUGUCGCAGCACUGGAUCCCGCUUUGAAAGCUGGAACUUCUUGUUUCUUGGAUAACUGCCAGUUAAAGGACCCUGCUCGACAUGCUAACGAUCCUGUCAUUGCUGAAAGGCUUUGGCAUUUGAGUGAGGAGUUAGUUAGGGAGCGAUUUGUUUACUAGAGAUAAAGCAUUUCUGCUUUGGGUUAUAUGACAGCUAUGCAAUUUUUGAACAUACUCUC
This is a messenger RNA of Aaosphaeria arxii CBS 175.79, 1105 nucleotides long. Its product is annotated as NAD(P)-binding protein. The transcript has 3 exons. Bases 36 to 1046 code for a protein of 336 amino acids. NCBI's taxonomy places the organism in Eukaryota, Fungi, Ascomycota, Dothideomycetes, Pleosporales. The record is from RefSeq and is a predicted model, not a curated record.